Daldinia childiae is the source of this 1290-nucleotide messenger RNA. RefSeq names its product Salicylate hydroxylase. Gene Ontology annotation, biological process: secondary metabolite biosynthetic process. The coding region runs from base 1 to 1290 and encodes 429 amino acids. Lineage: Eukaryota; Fungi; Ascomycota; Sordariomycetes; Xylariales; Hypoxylaceae. The record is from RefSeq and is a predicted model, not a curated record. The transcript has 3 exons. Gene Ontology annotation, molecular function: FAD binding.
AUGGCUGAUGAAAGCGUUUCUAAAAUCCAUAUUGCCAUAAUUGGCGGAGGUCUUGCCGGAGCAACACUCGCGAACGCCCUCAUACAAAUUCCACAUUUUGAUAUUCAUGUAUACGAGUCUGCCCCAAGUUUCUCGGAGCGCGGCGCAGCUAUUGGGCUAGAUACAAAUGCGCAGCAAGCACUAGAACAUAUACUUCCAUCGGGAUCACAGGAGCUCUUGAAAAGAGCAGGAGCAGUUCCCUUGAAUUCUGUUCGUAGCGUUGUGGGAUCAGGACCAAAUGCGGGCCAAAUCGUUAUGGACUCCUCUGGUGAUGAUUCCGGUGUGAUUGUCCACCGAGCUUCAUUACUUCGUGAACUUAUUGCGCCAUUGCCCAGCAAAUCUCUAUUUACUAAUAAGAAACUUGAUACAAUCAAGCCCUCACUUUCUACAGGCACUAUCAAAGUCAAAUUUCAAGACGGAGACACGAAAGAAUUUGAUGCGGUAGUUGGCGCAGAUGGUAUCUUCAGCACGGUACGCUCGUACGUUCUUCAAGAUGAAGCCGACAAAUUUGCCGCAUCACAGGCAGGCUUUUGGGAUUGCAGGUGUCUGGUGCCAAUCGAGAAAGCAAAAGCUAUGCUCGGCCCCGAACUAUUCACAUUCCAUCGGCAAUAUGGAUGGGUUGGAGAUGGUAGUUUUAUAAUGCACGAUGUCCUUGAGAACGGGACUAUGGUGCAAUGCGUCAUAUCAGCUAUUGAACAUAUUAAUCAUACACCAACAAAGGACAGAAAACGCAUGCUAAGCCGGGAGACCUUGACACAAACACUGAAGAACUGGCUCGAUGGUCCAAUAGCGAAUGGAAUAAUAGAGCUUGCGCUUGAUCAAGAAGAACUACAUGGUUACUCUCAAUGGGAACACAAAGCUACCCCGACCUAUGCGAAUGGUAAUGUGUGUGUGAUCGGCGACGCCGCCCAUGCCACAACACCAUGGCAAGGAUCGGGUAUAGCUAUGGCUUUUGAGGAUGUCAUGGUUCUCCAGGAGCUUUUUAAAAACAUCACAUCUUCCGCAGAAGUAGCUACGGCAUUCAAGGUUUACGAUAUGAUCAGAAGGCCACGCUGCCAAAGAAUCAUAGAUUCUAGUCGGGGAACUGGGAUGGUUCUUUGCGGACAGGAUACGUAUGCUGGUCUUGAUCCCGAGAAGCUGCGAGAAGCCUUGGCACACAGAUGGGAUUUUAUUGUUGGGCUGGACUUAGACGCGCAUAAGAUAGACGCGUUACACAAGUUCAGGGAGAUACAGCAAGGUGGUACGAGCUAA